AUGGUUUUCUGUGAGCGUGGCUAUGAUCCCUAUAAUCCCGAUCUUCCGAGGCCGUCGCUGCAAGUGGAGAAUGGUGCUCUGGACGACAUUACGGACAUGACGCCCGGCAUUCUGGAGCUGGAAUUGGUCAACAAGGCCAUCGAGGCCGUCAAAAACGAAGUUGAGAGAGAGCAGAAGAAGUAUGAGGAGCUGUUAGAAACGACAAAGGAAUUUGGCGCUUCAGAGGCCUCUUCCUUUAUUUCCCAAACGUCCAUAUCAGCUGCUGUGACAGAAACUGAUUCUUUUAUCUCCUUAGAGUAUAAUCCAGGUAGCUACAACUUAAAUAACACAGACUACAACCCUACUCCUCUAGCUGCUGCUAGCCAGUCCAGUAAAUACACUUUGGACACUUCCCGAUCCAAGGGGAGCUCAUUGGAAUACGUCCCGAAGGCCGUAGCACAGACUAAAAAAUACAGUUGCUCAGUCACUAACAAUAAAUAUGUGAUCGACGACUCCAAACCUUCCACAGACUUGGAAUAUGACCCGCUUUCGAAUUACUCGGCCAGGCUCUUGAGCAAAGGCACAACGAAGGAGCCCAAGGGGUCUAAAAGGAGUAGGGUGCCUAGUUAUGAGGAGUGUUACUGUCCUUCGCCAAAGAGGCUCUGUGAAGAUCCCGAUGACUACGGGGUGUGCGCCAGGUUCUCCUCCUCUGAAGAUGAGGCCGAUGCGGAAUAUAAGCCGACUUCUGUUAGUUCACAAUCAAAAGCUGGUUCUGAAAGUGAAUCAAACGACGGGUUAUCCAACAAAGAGCAGAGCACCAGAGCGGACGACUCGGCUUCCCAAGAAAUGGCAGUGCAAUUUGACUUGGAAGGCCUUCCAAGCUCGCAGAAAAACGUGGCCAAAAACGUGUCAGAAAAGAAUGCAAAAGCAGCAAAAUUGGGUUCUGGCAAGAAUGAGCAGGACAUUGAAAAUAAAAACAAAGACUCGAAAGACAAAGCAAAAAAGAAGAAACCGGAUCUUAGUAAAACACCUAGCCUCAACGAGGCUGGUAAGAAAGAGAAAAGUAAAAAUACAGAAAAAGACAAAAUGGGCAAGAAAGAAGAAAAGGUAAAAAUAAAAAACGAGGAGAAAAACUGUAAAGAGAAAAGCAGCAAAGUCAAAACUGAUGGGAAUUUAAAAAAAAAUGAAAAGCAAAAAUCAGAAAAAGUGGAUGGGCUUAAGAAAGAAAAAUCCAAGUCCCCUAGCAGCAGUUCAGGGAAAAGCAAGAAUGAGGGUGUCAUCAAAGGCUCUAGCACAGAGAAGCUGGGGAGCAGCAAGAAAGACUCCAAAGUGAAAACAGCUGACUUGAAAAAUGGUAAAGAAACCUCUGGUCGUAAAAACAAAGACAAAGGGACCAAAGCUCCAGCACUGGAACGAAAGAAAGACAAGGACAAUUCUAAAGAAAAAGGGGAUCCAAAGAAGGGUCGGAAGCAACGGAGUUUGAGUCACGUUGAUCUCUUUGGGGACGAGAGUGGGGAUGACGAUGACAAAGGGCGACCUUUGCCGUCCACACUCCUUGAUGUGAGCUCGGACUCGGACGGCGACGACUGUCGUUCGGACUCUCAGAGUGAAAAUGAAGAGAUGAAGAGUGUGAAGCGCUCCAAAUUGUCAAAGUCAUCCUCUUCUUCCUCAACGUCUGAUGACAUUGACUAUUCCAUUCUAGAGAAGGACUUGGACUUUGAGUCGGAUCCAAUGGAAGAGUGCCUCAGGAUUUUUAAUGAGUCUACAGACGUGAAAACUGAAGACAAGGGAAGGCUGAAGAAGCAGCUAUCCAGAGAGGAAGGAAGUGAAGAAAAGACAGAAGAUACUUUGACUACUCUAUUUCCCGGCCAAAAAAGAAGGAUUUCUCAUCUUGUCAAACAAGGAAAUGCGGAGGUCCCCGGCAAGCCCGUAGCCCGGCCGCCCCGGCCGCCCACGGCGCAGGAGGUCUGUUACCAGAGGAUCCGGCUGGCUCAGCAGCAGGCGGCACAGCUGGCUGUGGCCGUUCAAAAGGCCUCUCUUUCUUUGCCAGGAGAGAAGAAGAGGAUUGCCCACGUGCCCAACGCAGCCCUCGCCGCCGCAGCCAGGCAGAGCCCUGCGGGUGGUAAGAAGACUGUUCCUGCCAAGAAUGUCACAGUGCCCAGUGACUCUGAAGCAGCCACCCUUUCUCUGAAGGCCUGCACCUUGGCUGGGAUGGCCUCCAAGACCACCAGCACCACGGUGCCGAAAAGGAUAGCGCACGUGCCCUCCCUGCAGAGCACCACUUUACAGAGGCCGGUUAUUCCCACAGAAUUUGGGGCUAAAGUCCCAACAAACAUCCGCCAAAGAUAUCUCAAUCUGUUCAUUGAUGAGUGCCUGAAGUUCUGCUCCUCCUCCCAGGAAGCGUUUGACAAGGCUCUGUCCGAAGAGAAGGUGGCCUACGAACGCAGCACGAGUCGGAACAUCUACCUGAACGUGGCGGUGAACACCUUGAAGAAGCUCAGGAGCCUCGUGCCCAACUCCCCGUCCAGCACGAACAAGGCGAGUAACAAGAAGGUGGUGUCCCAUGAAGCUGUGCUGGGAGGGAAGCUUGCGGCCAAGACGAGCUUUACUCUGAACCGAUCGGGAAGCUUGAGAGCAGAGGAUUUGACAGGAGCUGCCUUGUACCGGCGGCUCAAGGAGUAUCUCAUGACUGAGGAGCAGCUCAAGGAGAACGGCUACCCAAUGCCUCACCCGGAGAAGCCCGGCCGCGCCGUCCUCUUCACCGUGGAGGAGAAGAAAACUCUGGACUCCUCCUGCAGGAUUUGUUGCCGCUGUGGCACGGAGUACAUGGUCUCAGCCUCCGGGAGCUGCAUCCGCAAGGAGGAGUGCGUCCAUCACUGGGGAAGGCUACGCAAGCAGAGGGUGCCGGGUGGAUGGGAAACUCAUUACAGCUGCUGCUCAGGAGCUGUGGGUUCACCAGGCUGCCAGGUGGCUAAACAACAUGUGCACGAUGGGCGGAAGGAGAGCCUGGAUGGCUUCGUGAAGACUUUUGAGAAGCUGCCUACGACUGAUGGUUAUCCUGGGAUCUACGCGUUAGACUGUGAAAUGUGUUACACUAAGCAAGGCCUGGAGCUGACAAGAGUGACCGUCAUCAACUCCGACCUCAAAGUGGUCUACGACACUUUCGUCAAGCCGGACACCAAGGUGGUGGACUAUAACACCAGGUUCUCCGGGGUGACAGAGGAGGACCUGGAGAACACGAGCAUCACCCUACGGGACGUCCAGGCCGUCCUCCUGAACAUGUUCAGCGCAGACACCAUACUGAUAGGGCACAGCUUGGAAAGCGACUUAUUUGCACUAAAGCUCAUCCACGGCACCGUGGUGGACACGGCCAUCGUCUUCCCACACCGCCUGGGGCUGCCCUACAAGCGGGCCCUGCGGACGCUCAUGGCAGACUACCUCAAACGCAUCAUCCAGGACAACGUGGAAGGGCACGACUCUAGCGAGGAUGCCAGAGCCUGCAUGGAGCUCAUGGUCUGGAAGAUCAAAGAAGACGCUAAGGUGAAACGGUGACCGGCGCUCUCCUCUCCCGUUCCUCCUCCGCCUCUUUGAAGCAGUGCAAUAAACGCUCCGGGUCGCCCUGUC
Messenger RNA from Tinamus guttatus (white-throated tinamou), 3603 nucleotides. NCBI's taxonomy places the organism in Eukaryota, Metazoa, Chordata, Aves, Tinamiformes, Tinamidae. The record is from RefSeq and is a predicted model, not a curated record.